AUGUCGACCCAGACCGAGACUACAACGCCCAAGGCGGAAGACGAUACGGGCCAUCUUUCGACUGCUUCAACCAGUAACAGCGACAAUCAAGCUACCGGAAAGAACGAUACUGUUGCAGUUGUCCAUGAUGGGAAAACCGAGUUUUUUUACCUGGAGGGUUGGAGACUGUGGGCAAUUAUGGGCACUCUCUAUUUGAACACUCUGCUCGCCGCAUUGGACGUCGGUAUCGUUGCUACAGCAAUCCCUGCCAUCACGGAUGACUUUCAACAAUUGAACUAUGUCGGAUGGUAUGGAGGCACCAUUUUCCUCACCCUCAGCACUACCUCGCCUGUAUGGGGCAAACUGUACAAGUACAUCUCAGCCCGAUACGUAUACCUUGUCUCCAUCGUUAUUUUCCUGGUUGGAAGCAUUGUGGCGGCAACCGCAAAGAGCAGUAUCCCCUUUAUUAUCGCCCGUGCCCUUCAGGGAUUGGGAUGUUCCGGUAGCAUAGGCGGUUCUGUCCUUAUGAUCAACUAUGUGGCGCAUCCGGCGAAACAGCCAAUGUUAAUUGGUCUUUGGGCAACUGUUUAUAUGAUCUCAACCAUUGUCGGCCCCCUUAUUGGCGGCGCCUUCACCUCCCAUGUUACAUGGCGAUGGUGUUUCUGGAUCAACUUGCCAGUCGGAGGCCCUGUGCUGGUUGCUGUGCUCCUCUUCUUCCACGUGCCAAAGCACGUCCAUUACCCAAAGGUCUCAUGGAAAGAAGUUAUUCUACAGCUCGAUCUCCCGGGGUUUGCAUUUAUAUUCGCUUCGCUCGUUUGCUUCACCCUUUCCUUGCAAUGGGGUGGCCUGACGAAGCCCUGGAGUAACGGCAGUGUCAUCGCUACAUUAGUCAUGUGGAUUGUCCUGACAAUUGGAUUUUUUGUUGUUGAGUACUUCCAAGGUGAACGGGCCAUGAUACCAUUGAGAUUACUGAAAACCCGCCUGCAGUGGACCAACACCUUGUACGCCUUGAUGGUCAACUGUGCAGAAUUCCAGGUUCUGUUUUAUCUCCCCAUCUUCUUCCAAUCUGUCCACGGUCAGUCAGCUAUCGCUAGCGGAGUCAACACCCUCCCAUUUAUAGCUUUAUUUGCGGUGGGUUCAAUGAUGAGUGGCGGUAUUAUCGGAAAAACGCGCAUCUUCCAACCCUUCAUGUUUGUGGGCGGAUUACUAGCUACAGUUGGCGCGGCCUUGCUUUACACUGUUGAUAUCAACUCUUCCAAGUCUCGGUAUCUUGGUCCGCAGGUUAUUUUUGGCUUCGGCAUUGGCCUUGGCUGCCAGGUUCCACUGAUGGUGCUCCAAAGCUUCACUAGCGCGGAAGACGUCGCUUCGGUCACAAGUAUCAUCGUUAUGAUGAAUUCCCUUAGCGGUGGAUACUUUGUCACAGGAGCUGAAUCUGUUUUCGACAACCGUCUCCUCGAAUCACUUGCCGUCACUGCGCCCAAUAUUGAUACAAGCUUGGUACUGGCCACAGGCGCAACGGAGCUUCGUGAAGUUUUCCACGGCCAAGAGCUAACUGCUAUUCUUGCAUCUUACAUGGUAGGAGUAAAAGACGUCUUCGCCUGGUCCCUAGCCGGUGCAGCAUUCACUGCUUUAUUGGCCCUUGUGGUUCCUUUCAAGAAGAUGCCUCCCGUUGAAGAGCCUGUUAAAGAGAAGACUGAAGAUGUGAAGGAGGAAACUGCUUAA
Messenger RNA from Talaromyces atroroseus, 1701 nucleotides. RefSeq lists its product as hypothetical. Bases 1 to 1701 code for a protein of 566 amino acids. NCBI's taxonomy places the organism in Eukaryota, Fungi, Ascomycota, Eurotiomycetes, Eurotiales, Trichocomaceae. Gene Ontology annotation, biological process: transmembrane transport. The transcript has 4 exons. Gene Ontology annotation, molecular function: transmembrane transporter activity. The record is from RefSeq and is a predicted model, not a curated record.